This is a messenger RNA of Podarcis raffonei (Aeolian wall lizard), 2975 nucleotides long. RefSeq names its product vomeronasal type-2 receptor 26-like. Gene Ontology annotation, biological process: G protein-coupled receptor signaling pathway. NCBI's taxonomy places the organism in Eukaryota, Metazoa, Chordata, Lepidosauria, Squamata, Lacertidae. Gene Ontology annotation, cellular component: membrane. The transcript has 6 exons. The coding region runs from base 378 to 2807 and encodes 809 amino acids. The record is from RefSeq and is a predicted model, not a curated record. Gene Ontology annotation, molecular function: G protein-coupled receptor activity.
UCCAUGAGAGACGGGAAAAGAGAAUAUCUUUAACAUAUAGAGAUAGGAAAAGAGAAUAUAUUUAAUAUUACAUUCCAACAGAUCACGCUCCAUUUGAGAUAUUUGUUGCCCAGAUUUGUCAGGUUGAGUACACUUUUUGUAAAGCAUGAAUAGAAAAAUGAGUAGUUUGGCUCUGAGUUUGGAAUAAGUAUUUUAGUGUCUUCCUAUUUCUAGUUGGGGGUAGGUUGAAAUACUACUAAUUUCUGUGUGCUAAAAUGUUUAUGUGUUUAUUUAAAUGGGCAGGUUUCACCCCUUUCGUUAUGUAACCCAAGUUGCCCUCCUGGUUCCAGGAAGGAAAAGAAGGAGGGGGAGCCAUUCUGCUGCUAUGAUUGUGCUCCAUGUCCUCAAGGCAAGAUUUCAUCACAGAAAGUGUUGUGCCAAAGAACUACCAGCAUAUUCUGGCCUUGAUAUUUGCUGUCAAGGAGAUCAAUGAGAACCCCAAGAUCUUACCAAAUAUCACCUUAGGAUUCCACAUCUAUGAAAGUUACUUCAAUGAAAGGAUGACCUACCAGGCUGCUCUGAACCUUCCCUCCACAUUUAUACCCAACUACAAGUGCGACACCCAGAAACACCUGGUGGCAGUUAUUGGAGGACUGGACUUUGAUACCUCCCUCUACAUGGCAGACAUAUUGAGCAUCUACAAGAUUCCCCAGCUCACUUAUGGUUCCUUUGCUCCAGAAGAUCCUGGUCAAAGCCAAUCUACUUCCUUCUAUAGGAUGGUGCCCAAUGAAGCCCAUCAGUACACUGGGAUUGUUGAGUUACUUCUCCACUUUGGUUGGACGUGGGUUGGGCUGCUCGCAGUGGAUAAUGACAGUGGAGAGAGAUUUAUUCAGAUCCUGAAACCUCUGCUCUCCCAGAAAGGCAUUUGCUUGGCUUUCUCAGAGACAACCCUGAAAACCACAUAUUUGGCAGAGUUUUAUGAUUUGCAGUCUGACUUGAUCCAAAUCUAUCAUGUUAUUAUGGAAAGUGAAGCCAAGAUAGUUGUUUUCUAUGGAGGAACAACGUCCAUGAUUCGCUUGCGAAUAAUGCUAGUGCUAGGUGAAAUGGAAAAUAUCAACAAAACAUCUGUGGGCAAGGUGUGGAUACUGACAGCACAGGUGGAUUUCACAACAUUGACCUAUCAAAUGAGCCUGGAUAUGCAAGUCUUCCAUGGUUCCCUCUCCUUUGCAGUUCAUUCAAAUGUGGUAAAAGGAUUCAAAUUCUUUCUUGAGGCACAAAAUCCUUUUGAGGCAAAUGGAAAUGGCUUUGUCAAGCAGUUCUGGGAACAAGCAUUUCUCUGUUUAUUUCCAAACUCCAAUACAGAGGAGCAGGCCAGUGAAACUUGCACUGGCGAGGAGAAGCUGGAAAAUCUCCCUUCGUCUGGCUUUGAGAUGAGCAUAACAAGCCACAGCUACAGCAUCUAUAAUGCUGUUUAUGCCACAGCACAUGCUCUACAUGCCAUGUUCUUGCCCAGGACCAAAUACAGGGCAGCGGUGGAAGGAGGGAUGCAGAAGCUUCAGAAACUGCAGCCUUGGCAGCUCCAUCCCUUCCUUAGGAGUGUCUCCUUUAACAACUCUGCUGGAGAAACGGUAUCUUUCAGUGAGAGCAGGGAAGUAGAAGCUGGCUUUGAUAUUAUCAACAUAGUCACUUUUCCAAAUAACUCCUUCAGGAGAGUCAAGGUUGGAAGACUGGGUGGGGAGGCUGUCCCAGGCCAGCGGAUUUCCAUUGAUGACAACAGAAUGGUGUGGCACCAGAGCUUUCACCAGGUUCCACCCCUUUCACUAUGUAACUCAAAUUGCCCUCCUGGUUCCAGGAAGGAAAAGAAGGAGGGGGAGCCAUUCUGCUGCUAUAAUUGUGCUCCAUGUCCUCAAGGCAAGAUUUCAUCACAGAAAGAUAUGGAUGACUGUGUUGGGUGCCCCGAAGACCACUAUCCACACAGAGAUCAAUCGCAAUGCAUUCCAAAGACCAUCAGCUUCUUGUCUUUUAAAGAGCCUCUGGGGAUGAGCUUAGCAUUGUUGGCUGUUUCUCUCUUUCUCCUCACAAUAUGUGUCUUUGCCAUCUUCAUUAAACACCAGGACACACCACUUGUCAGAGCAAACAAUCGGGACCUCACCUACACUCUCCUCACUUUCCUCCUGCUCUGCUUCCUCUGCCCAUUGAUCUUCCUCAGCCCUCCAGAAAGAGUGAGCUGCCUGCUCCGACAAAUGGCUUUUGGCCUUGUUUUCACAGUGACUGUUUCUUGUGUUCUGGCCAAAACGAUCACGGUGGUUCUGGCCUUUGUGGCCACCAAACCAGGAUCCCGAAUGAGGAAGUGGGUGGGGAAAAGACUGGCAAGCGCCAUUGUGUUUUCUUGUUCCCUUAUCCAAGCAGGCCUUUGCACUGUGUGGUUAGGAAGCUCUCCCCCAUUCCCUGAUUCCGACAUGCAGUCUGUGAUGAGGGAAAUCAUACUAGGCUGCAACGAAGGGUCAGUCGCCCUGUUUUACUGUGUCCUGGGCUACAUGGGUUUUUUGGCCAUUUUCAGCUUUGUUGUGGCCUUUUUUGCCAGGAAACUGCCUGACAGCUUUAAUGAAGCCAAAUUCAUCACCUUCAGCAUGUUGUUGUUUUGUAGUGUUUGGAUCUCCUUUGUUCCAGUGUACCUGGGCACCAAGGGGAAAUACAUGGUGGCUGUGGAGAUCUUCUCUAUCUUGGCCUCCAGUGCUGGCUUAUUGGGCUCCAUCUUUUUCCCAAAAUGCUACAUCAUUGUAUUGAGGCCUGAUUUGAACUGCAAGGAGAAGUUAAUAAAGAAGUAAUAACAAAUUAACCUAUCAUCUCUGUUUAUUUGUUCUAUCAGAAUGUGGGCAAAUUAAUCUCUCUUUUUCUACAUCGUAUAACCAUGCUGUAUUUUAACUGUUACAAUUCCUAUGUGCAAUUCCUUUUAAAAUCCUCUGUGGUCUUUAUGAAAUAGGGGUCAAAAACCG